Molecule: messenger RNA, 801 nt
Organism: Camellia sinensis
Lineage: Eukaryota; Viridiplantae; Streptophyta; Magnoliopsida; Ericales; Theaceae
Source: RefSeq, a predicted model, not a curated record
AUGGUAUGCCCUCGACUUGAUUCGGCCACAUAUUUCCCUCCUAGAGACAUGUCUUGUUAUAAUAUAAAGACCGGCAGGACAGAAGAAAAGAUGGUUUCAAAGAGGUUUCUGUUCAAUGCCUCUGCUAUCUCUACUCUCAAAGACAAGUAUGCAAAUGAAAUACAACCCACUAGGGUUGAAGCACUUUCGGCUUUCAUAUGGAGUAGAUUCGUUGUUGCAAUGAGUGAUCAAGUAGAGGCAGAGACAGAGACGAGUAUUACAAGACUCUAUUUGGUGAUUCAUGGAUUAGACUUGCGCAUGAGAAUGAAUUCCUCUCCAACAGAGUCUUAUUUUGUCAAUUUUAGUUGGGUUGUAACGAUCAUGCCAUCCAUGGACAAGACUGUGGAAGAGGGUUAUGGGUUUGUGACAAAAAUGAGGGAAGCAGUAAAGAAAACUAAAGACAGUGAUUAUGUGAAAAGAAUUCAAGAGGGUGACACACUCUUCAGUUCUAUGAAAAGAAAGGGAGAUGAUAAAUCAAGUCAAGAACCUCCAAGGGAAGAGGCAAUGAGAAAGAAAAUAGAGUUUGGCCACUUUAUCUUUUCUAGUUAUUGCAGGUUUCAACUAUAUGAAGUCGAUUUUGGGUGGGGGAGACCAAUAUGGGUAAGCCAAGCCACUCUACCCUUAAAGAAUCGAGCGACUUUUAUGCCUACAAGAUCUGGUGAUGGUAUAGAAGUGUGGAUUAAUUUGACAGAUGUUGACAUGGCCAAAUUUGAGGCUGAUGGAGUUUUUCUCAAAUUUGUUUCCCAAGCCUCUGACCGAUGA